GUAAAUUUUUCAAUAUUUAAUUUAUUGUUGUUUUGUAUUUUAUAUUUUAUUCCUGUUUAUAUGUUAACAAUUAGUUAAAAUGUCAAACGCAAAUACAAAUUCUCAUACUACCAAGUUAAGUGGUAAUGAAAUGCCAAAACAUCUUUCUCAAAAUCAAUCAAACCCUGAUUCUAACUUGCAGGUUGAUUCUGUAGCAUCUGAUUGCUUUCGGAAUUCAAAAUUAAAAGUGAGUUUUGAACCACAUCGAAAUAAAUGUGGAGGUAGAGGAAUGGCCAUUCAACAACUAUCUGAAUCUAUGUCUUCAAAAAGCAGUAUAAAAAAUUCAAAUUUGGACUUCUCAAAUUCAAACAUAGAGCGUUAUUUCAAGAAUCUUAGAGAGGAAAAUUUAAAAAAACAUAAGGAAGAAAAUGAAAAGAUUUGGGGAAAAUGUAUGCAUUCAAAUAAAAGUACAUAACAUUUAAUUGGGCAGUCAAUAAACGUACUUGCAGAACCACGUGAUUUGUUUAUUAAGUGUUAUUCAUUGUAUUUUUAUGUGAUUGUUCGUUUGAGCUGGUGGUCCGUUGGUCGUUCGUUUUGUCACACAUUUUAUCUUGUAUUAUUGUAUUUUUUAUAUUGUACAUUUGUGUGCAUUCCGAGACUGUAGCGUUCUUGUUUGAAGCUACCAACAGACACCAGUUCUUCAGGUAAUCGGCUGAUGAGCCGUAUUAUAUAUAUUUUAAACAUUACAUUUUUUUUUUAUAUACAUUAUAUUUUUCUAUAUUAAAUUAUUUGGUAGC
Melanaphis sacchari is the source of this 776-nucleotide messenger RNA. RefSeq lists its product as uncharacterized. The transcript has 6 exons. The record is from RefSeq and is a predicted model, not a curated record. The coding region runs from base 80 to 454 and encodes 124 amino acids. NCBI's taxonomy places the organism in Eukaryota, Metazoa, Arthropoda, Insecta, Hemiptera, Aphididae.